AUGUCUGCACGCCCUCAUCGCCGGUUCCAAAAGAACACUCAUUCACGCAAGAUAUUUCAGGCUAAUCUAAUUCCUUGUCCUCAUGCUGGCUGGCAAAUCUGCGAUGAACAUGGACAGUUCAUCCACCCAGAUGCUCCGCCACCUCCAUUCACACCAAGAGAGCAUGGUGACUGGAUACCGUUUUGUGAUCGCACAGAGUUCGAGACUGCCGAGUUUUUAUAUAUGAAAAAUCAAAUGUCUGGCGGUGAUAUUGACAAGCUUAUAGACACCCCACCAUUCACUGACCACAAAGACUUGUAUUCAACCAUCAAUGUGAUACCCCUUGGAGAAGUCGCAUGGGAGAGCUUCACAAUGAAGUUUAAUGGAGAAGGCUCAGAUGAGAUGGAGUACAUGCCUUAUCGUGAAUGGAAGGGAGAGGGAGGUGACACAAAACGGCAGUGGCGCAAUGUCAUGUCGGGAGACUGGGCAUGGAAUCAAGCUGAUGAAAUCACCAAAGAUCCAGCAACACAUGGUUCGACUUUCGUACCCAUCCUUCUUGGAAGCGAUAAGACAACAGUCUCAGUCGCAACCGGACAAAAUGAUUAUUAUCCACUCUAUGCAUCAAUUGGCAAUGUACAGAAUAAUGUUCGCCGCACUCAUCACAAUGCUGUCGCUGUUGUUGGCUUUUUAGCUAUACCAAAGACUACCUUCAUGACUGUUCCUGAGGUCGUGCACUUUGGGGACAGUCACUUUCAACGCGUCAUUUAUGGCUUAGGACCAUACAUUGCGGAUUAUCCAGAACAGGUCAUACUUUCUUGUAUCAUAUCAAAUUGGUGUGCUAAAUGUUUUGCUUUGCCAGCAGAUCUAGAUGGCAAAGAUGCCCAACUUCAUGCUCAAAUAGUCACAGACGUCCUUUGUAAUAAUGUCGACUUUAGUACACUGUGGUAUCAGUGGGGUGUUGACGCUGAUGUUGUGCUGUUCAUGAACGAUUAUCCACGCACCAACAUUCACAAACUUCUGUCCCCCGAUAUCCUGCAUCAACUUAUCAUGGGUACAUUCAAAGACCACCUUGUCGUCUGGGCCAAGAAGUAUUUAGAACGCAUACAUGGAAAAACUUGUGCUAAGGUGGUAAUGGAUGACAUAGAUAGAAGAAUUGCUGCAGCACCAUCAUUUGUGGGCCUUUGCCGGUUUCCUCAAGGCCGUGGAUUCACUCAAUGGACUGGCAACGAUUCAAAGGCCUUAAUGAAGGUCUACUUGCCUGCAAUCAAAGGACAUGUCCCCGAUGUCAUUGUCCGCGCCUUCCUUGAAUUUUGCUACCUUGUACGACAGGAUAUCAUCACGGAGAACACACUUGAGGAAAUUAAGGAGGCCCUUGACCGCUUUCACUGUUAUCACAAGAUUUUUCAAGAGACCGGUGUUCAUUUUGAUGGAUUCUCACUACCACAUCAGCAUUCUCUGGUGCAUUAUAUUACACUUAUCCACAUGUUCGGUGCACCAAAUGGUGUGUGUUCAUCCAUAACAGAGUCAAAACACAUCAAGGCCGUCAAAGAACCAUGGCGACGAUUGAGUAAAUUUAAUGCACUCGGACAGAUGUUGCUAACAAACCAGCGCCUUGAUAAACUUGCUGCUGCAUGUACAGACUUCAUGGCACGUGAAAUGUUAGGUCCACAUCCUGAACACAAACGAGCAUGCACCAUUCAUGUGCUGGCAGAAGAACUCGAUGUACUGAACUUGCCCCAACUGGUCCGCCUUUUUCUCUAUGACCAACUCCUCACAGAUGAUGAACAUACGUCUGAUACCAUCCUGCUUAGUGCUUGCCCCAGAUUUGAAGGCCAUGUCAAGGUUUUUGGAUCUGCAGUAUCUACUUUCUUUGCACCAAGUGAUCCCAGUGGUAUUGGGGGAAUGCGACGCAAACAUAUCCAUUCUGUCCCUUCAUGGCAUGGAGGUCCAGGAUGCUACAACACUGUAUUUGUGAACACUGGAAGUGAGGAUGGAAUACACAGUAUGGAUGUUGUCCGUGUGCUAUGUUUUUUUUCCUUCCAUUAUGGCCGUGAUUUGGAGACUUUUCCGUGUGCUCUGGUACACUGGUUUAAGCUUGUCUCUGACAAGCCCGAUCCUGGAAAUGGAAUGUGGAUGGUCAAGCCAUCCUUUCUCGACUUGGAGCUCGACACUCAGGAGCUCUCAAUCAUUCACAUUGACGUGAUCAUUCAUGCAGCUCACUUGCUGCCCAUCUUUGGCGAGGAAUUUGUCCCACAGAAAGUUACAUUCCAUGAGACUCUAGAUACUUACUGCGGGUUCUAUGUUAACAAAUUCGCAGAUCAUCAUUCUUUUGAAAUAGUGUCUUGA
This is a messenger RNA of Suillus subalutaceus, 2325 nucleotides long. RefSeq lists its product as uncharacterized. The record is from RefSeq and is a predicted model, not a curated record. NCBI's taxonomy places the organism in Eukaryota, Fungi, Basidiomycota, Agaricomycetes, Boletales, Suillaceae. The transcript is spliced from 12 exons. Bases 1 to 2325 code for a protein of 774 amino acids.